AUGGCUCCCCUAGUCCCAUCGCCGAUAUCAUCGGUGAAUUCUGAGAGACCAAAGACUUGGAAGAAUACCGACAUCAAUCAAGAGCGCUUGCUAAAAUCCCGGAAACAACUCGUCAAUUACGAUGACAGAGUUACCUGUGAGCUCUCUUCUGAGUACAAGAUGGGCGGCAUAAAUGCCGUUCGGCGCCUUGACUUCGACGACGGUACGAGCUGGGUAGCACGAGUGCAAAUGGGUCAAUCAACCCCAGAGUCACUUAAACGGAAGGAAAAUGCAAGUAUAUUCGGGUACGGUUUUAGUCCCGAAAACCCGGUCGGUGUCGGCUUCAUGGUCAUGGAGCUCAUUGCGGGGGACAGCGCUAUGGACAUGUUUGGUGGAUGGCUUGAACAUAAGGGCAGAACCCCUCUACAAUUCAAGGAGAGGUUUCAUUCAGCGAUGGCAAGAGUUCAGGUGGAAAUGGCAUCAAUACGCUUCCCCAAGAUCGGCAGUAUCAUUCGCCUCACUGACGGCACAUACGACGUAGGCCCCAUACCCAAGCUUGGAGGUCCGUUUGAUUAUCCUGCAGACUUCUUCUCUGCCUGGGCAAAGCACACCAAGUACCCCUACACCGACGCACUUGUCCGGGAACGCACACCCCCAGAGGUCGUGAAUGAGGUGCUAUCCUCUAUCAAAGAAUUCCCAUCUCGGCUCACGAACUUGGCAAAGAAUCACUGUUUCGAGCAGGGACCCUUCCCUUUGUUCCACACCGACAUCUACAAAAGCAAUAUCAUCAUCGAUUCAGAGUACAACCUUCUCUCCGUCAUCGACUGGGAGAAUGCAAUUGCCGUUCCUUGGGAGCUGGUGGAAUUCAUCAAGGAUCUAUGUAUAGUACCGCCUGCAAUGGAUGGACCACUAUACCAUGAGGAAGAGUCAGAUCGACAAGCAAUCGCUGAUAGAAAAGUGUAUGUCAAGAUGGUGCGAAAGGUGGAAGAGGAGAUGCGAUUGGAUAACAGACUUUCGAGUGUGCUGGGGAAUGAGGAUAUGCAAAAUUUGGCCAAUGCAAUUUGGCUCUAUCAACAGAGUGGGAGGAUUGGGUUUUAUACGGGUGUUCUCGAGCCUUUUGAGUGA
Aaosphaeria arxii CBS 175.79 is the source of this 1104-nucleotide messenger RNA. RefSeq lists its product as uncharacterized. The transcript is spliced from 4 exons. NCBI's taxonomy places the organism in Eukaryota, Fungi, Ascomycota, Dothideomycetes, Pleosporales. The record is from RefSeq and is a predicted model, not a curated record. Bases 1 to 1104 code for a protein of 367 amino acids.